CUUUCCUUAAUAUGAAAGAACAGUUCACUGAACAAGUUAGUCAGCAAGAAUGAGUUAAAGUUGUUUCAAUUAUUUCGUUAACAUCAUUGCUAGAAAAAUGACAUAAUUUUGUAUAAUAUUAAUGGACUUAUAAGAAUAUAUAGAUUCCUAUUGUAUAAUUUGGCAGCCUGCAAUUCAAUAAAAUAAAGAAAAACGAAAAAAAAAAAUCGGCAGCAUCUUCUAAAUAUCGAUACAAGCAUAAACAAAAAGUUAAGAUCUUCAAAUAAAAACCUGACAGAAUUAUAAACAAUAAGCAGGACUUAUCAAGAUUUUGUCUAUAAAUGGCACCUACCACACAAUCAGAGAUGAACAAAGGAAACGAGCUGUGGAAGUUCAAAUCUGAUCCGAAAAUGGCAGAAGAAGUACAGCUCAUUAGCAUGUGGGCUAGUCCUUUCAACUGCAGAGCACAACUACCCCUGAAACUGAAAGGGGUUCAGUACGAGUAUAUAGAGGAAGAUCUCUCCAACAAAAGUCCUUUGCUUCUGAAGUAUAACCCUGUUUAUAAGAAAAUUCCUGUGCUCGUACACAAGGGAAAGCCUAUUUCAGAAUCACUUGUCAUUCUCGAAUACAUCGAAGAGACCUGGAAAAACAAUCCUAUCAUGCCUCAGGACAGUUAUAGCACAGCCAUAGCUCGUUUCUGGGCUAAUUUCGCAGAUGAAAAUAUCUUGCAAACGGCUAUCAAGUCUAGUAAGGCCAAAGGGGAAGAGAGAGAGAAACUCUGGGACGAAGUUUGUCAGAAUUUGAAGUUGCUUGAAAACGAGCUAAAUGGAAAGCAAUUCUUUGGAGGUAAGAAUAUCGGAUACCUGGAUAUUGUGGCAUUUUCUUUAGUGCAUUGGUUCCAAGUGGCUAAUGAAGUUACCCAAAUGGAGUUAAUCACUGAAGAGAACUUUCCGGGCUUACUUAAAUGGACAGAAAAGAUGGGUGAUAUUGAUGUGGUGAAGGAAACCCUGCCUCCCAGGGAUAAACAUCUUGCUUUGAUUAGAGAUCUUAUGGAAGCUCAAAAGAUUUGAUAUUAGUUUUAGGUGAAAGGACAAAGAUCAUGCUUGUGGUUUGAUCAAUUCUCAACUUUUAAGUAUAUGCCUUUUUUUUUCUUUUUGAUCUUAAUAAACCUGUAUGCAUGAUUUACUUUAGUAGAAACCAUGUUUAGCAUUUUAUUUGGACCCA
Molecule: messenger RNA, 1203 nt
Organism: Ricinus communis (castor bean)
Lineage: Eukaryota; Viridiplantae; Streptophyta; Magnoliopsida; Malpighiales; Euphorbiaceae
Product: glutathione S-transferase U7
Exons: 2
Coding region: 321-1049 (242 amino acids)
Biological process (GO): glutathione metabolic process
Cellular component (GO): cytoplasm
Molecular function (GO): glutathione transferase activity
Source: RefSeq, a predicted model, not a curated record